Messenger RNA from Oryza sativa Japonica Group (Japanese rice), 2045 nucleotides. Its product is annotated as 15-cis-phytoene desaturase, chloroplastic/chromoplastic. The record is from RefSeq and is a predicted model, not a curated record. Lineage: Eukaryota; Viridiplantae; Streptophyta; Magnoliopsida; Poales; Poaceae. Gene Ontology annotation, molecular function: oxidoreductase activity.
AAGAGAAAGAUCUUGGGGUUACAGGGAGCGGGCAUUGCCGGAGGCAAACCAUUACAAAUGUUGAGGUAAAAGAGGGUUCGAGAAAAUAGCAUUCCAGGAUUGAACCAUUAUUCUAUCAGAGCGUUCCUCUUCUGUUCUUCAUCUCAUAAAUCAGAGUUCAGAGAGAGAGGAUAACGCUUUGCUCCAUGACGAAUCUUCCCUGAACCCAGUCUACGGACGUCCACACAGAACACCUACACCCAACCCCACCACGCAGUCUCGUCAACCCAUAGCUCCCCAUCCAAACGCCGGGUCCAUGCACCGAAACCACCAUAUCCACAGCCGGUCCAUGGACAAAUCAGGAACACCACCCAAACCCCAAACUCGUCUUCUCCCUCCCUCGCGCGCGCGCGCUUCCCGCCACUCGCUGUCGCCCGCCGCGACGCCCAUGCACGUCCACGCCGCGCGCCCCGUCCUCCCCGCCACGCCACCCAAGCUCCGCCGCCACCAUGCCGCCGCCCUCCGCCUCACCGUCACCCGCGCCGCCGCGCCGGGGAGCGACGCCACCGGCGGCGGCGGCGGUGGUAAUAAGGCCGUCAUUGUCGGUGGCGGGCUAGCGGGCCUCGCCGCGGCGAACCACCUGGCGUCCAUGUCGGUGCCGUUCACGCUGCUCGAGGCGUCGGACCGCCUCGGCGGCCGUGUCGCCACCGACGAGGUCGAUGGGUAUCGGUUGGAUAGGGGGUUCCAGAUCUUCCUCACCGCCUACCCGGAGUGCCGGCGUCUCCUUGACUUCCCGGCGUUGCGGCUCCGGCCGUUUUAUCCUGGAGCGCUCGUCUUCCUCGGCGCCGGCGAGCCGUUCUACCUGUUGUCUGACCCGUUCCGGCUUCCUCUGCGUUCCCUCUCCGCCGUGUUCUCCCCCGUCGGAACGCUCGCUGAUAAGCUCCUCGUCGGCCUCGCCCGGCUCCGCGCGGCGUCCACCCCGGACGACGUCAUCCUCUCGUCGCCGGAGACGACCACGGCGGCGCACCUGGAGAAGCUCGGGUUCUCGCCGUCCAUCGUGGAGCGGUUCCUGCGGCCGUUCCUGGCUGGGAUAUUCUUCGACCCGGCGCUCGACACGUCGUCGCGCCUCUUCGAGCUCGUGUUCAAGCGCCUCGCCCUCGGGGACAACGCGCUGCCGGAGGCCGGCAUCGGCGCCAUCGCGUCGCAGCUCGCGGACCGCCUGCCGGCGGGCUCCGUCCGCCUCAACUCCCGCGCCGCGGCCAUCGGCCAGUCCAGCGUGACGCUCGACACCGGCGAGACCGUCUCCGGCGAGCUCGGCGUCAUCGUCGCCGUCGAGCAGCCGGAGGCCGAGAAGCUCCUACCGCAGCUACCAACGAUUCCGGCGAAACCCAAGAAGAACUCCGAGCGGAGCACCGUCUGCCUCUACUUCGCCGCCGACAAGGCGGCGGUCCAAGACCCCAUCCUGCUCCUCAACGGCUCAGGCAAAGGGAUCGUCAACAACAUGUUCUUCGCCACCAACGUGGCGCCGUCGUACGCGCCGCCGGGGAGGUCGCUGGUGUCCGUAUCCCUCGUCGGCUCCUUCGCCGGGCGGUCCGACGCCGACCUCGCCGGCGAGGUGGUCACCGAGCUCGCCGGGUGGUUCGGCGCCGGGGAGGUCGCGUCGUGGACGCACCUGAGGACGUACCGCAUCGGCUUCGCGCAGCCGGACCAGACGCCGCCGACUUCGCCGGCGGGGCGCGACCCGAGGGUCGGCGACGGGCUGUACAUGUGCGGCGACCACUGGUGCUACGCGACGUUCGACGGCGCGCUGGUGUCCGGGAGGAGAGCGGCCGAAGCUCUGGCUAAGGACAGGGGAUUAUCCUUAGCCUGAUUUGAGCUGAGUGGGCCAUAUGGGCCUUGUUUAUUUUAGGCCUUCCAUUUGUAAAUGGUUGGAAUAAGUUCACUUUGGGUUCCUGUAUUUGUCGCCAGUCUGAUUUUCGCCCAUUGAUCGCAAAACCAGGUAAGACAUGUCCCUCAACUUACGAAACCGUUUAAAUAAGGUACCUCGGCAGUAUUUGACCCCGGUU